AUGCCAUCAUCUGAAGUUUCCAACAAAGCUCUGAACGAUGCUGCCACUGAGGUGGUGCAAAUCCUAGCGCAAGCAAUGAAGACGAAAGGUCGGAUGGGCCAGUUGUCCAUGGCCAUGGAAAUGGCAAAUAUCAUGUCUCCAGUAUUUACAACUUAUGGGCAGUCUGCAACAAAAAUCUCGCCGGUGUUGUUGUCGGCGGCUAUGGAGUUGAAAGAGCAUUGCGAUCCAGUUAGUGGCCUAUCAUUUGUCUCAGUGCCGAUAUGGACGAACAUCGUGAUGAAUGAUCCACAUAUCAAGAACCAUCCCUUACAUGUGAAGGCACGCAAUUAUAUCACCCCAGCAAACCAAGUAUCACCAUCAUCGCCGUCAUCACAGUUGUCUGCGCUGUUCCAAAAAAGAAGCCGGCGGGUACUCAGUUUGGAAGGCGACGGAAUUGAAGUUGUGGAUGGGGCUCAGGUGGUGACCAAGGAUGGAGCGCUGACAAAGGUCAUCCCUACCAUUGGCGAAUUGGAAUUGCAGCCGGUGGUGAUCAGAGGCAAGGGGAAGGUGAGGGAAAAGAUCACUGUACCGCCGGCGGAUGUGGACACACAUGCGGGGAAGGAUGUGGCUCCAACAGAUGUUCCCCUUAGGCAGAAGCCACAGCCAAAAUCCAAGGACCUGGAAGGAUGCCGUGACUUGGAAUUGCAAGACGUGACUGUGCGCAGGAAAGGAAAAGGAAAAGAAGUCGUCCAGCCAGAGCAUGUUGCAGAAGGCCUUGGGCAUGGAAGGCCGCAGAAGAGACACAGGGAUGCUGGUCCUAGUAGGCCGCCGACCAAGAGAAACAUUGCUUCGAGUCGCCCGCCGGCAACAGAUGAAGCUGGCCCAACACGUACGCCUAGGGUUGAUGAGUCUGGUCCCCCUACAUCCGAUACUGUUAGGACCCACACUGGGAAGCGGCACAAGAGUGAUAAUCAUUCAAGCAUGCCAAUGGAGGAAGUGGAGGUAGGGCGAACAGAGCGUGUCCAAGCUAAGACCAAAGUACUCACAGAGGACAUUGGCGCCACCACAGCUGGGCGGGAGUUGGAGCCCCCUUGUACUACGUGUCUAAUUAAGUUUGUGACUGAUAUUGAGCGCCAAUGUACACUGAUCAGCAUUAAUUCAGGUCAGUUAUCUGUCGCCAAGGAUUUGGAGUGGGCACUGUGCUUAGAGCUUGCUCCAGGUUCGGUCCUAUUCCGCCCCACAGACCAUGCGCCGGAUGAUGAUGAAGACGACUCGGCCUCCGCUCCAACUGACCCACUGCCGACGAUGUCUGUACCUGCAAUUGCCACCAUCUCUCCGGUUGUAGAGACUCGUGUUUCUGUGGGCUCAUAUGGGCUCAUUUUACGAAUUCUGACAACUGGCCUUCAUGGCACGACUUGCACUAUCAUCCACUAUGACUUCCCUAUGGAGCGCACCCACUUUCCCACGAAAUGCGCCAUAGGCGCAACACUUUCCCACACAACACGCAGUAUUCCCGUGUGUGCGCCUUGCACACUUUCUCGUGCUUAA
Messenger RNA from Suillus subalutaceus, 1527 nucleotides. RefSeq lists its product as uncharacterized. The record is from RefSeq and is a predicted model, not a curated record. NCBI's taxonomy places the organism in Eukaryota, Fungi, Basidiomycota, Agaricomycetes, Boletales, Suillaceae. The transcript is spliced from 7 exons. Bases 1 to 1527 code for a protein of 508 amino acids.